Struthio camelus australis is the source of this 1604-nucleotide messenger RNA. NCBI's taxonomy places the organism in Eukaryota, Metazoa, Chordata, Aves, Struthioniformes, Struthionidae. The record is from RefSeq and is a predicted model, not a curated record.
AAUGAAACGAGGAAGGAAAAUUAAUGAGACUAACAACAGUUCAUCUGAAGAGGCAGCUGAGAAAGAGUCCAAGAGACACAAGAUUACAGAUGAGAAAAAUGUAAUUGUGCGGAGUCCUGACUGGGCUAACCUGCUUCAAGAUGUUAUCCUGCAGGUAUUUCAGUACUUGCCCCUUCUGGAUCGUGCUCAUGCAUCACAGGUCUGCCGGAACUGGAACCAAGUGUUUCAUAUGCCUGAUCUCUGGAGGUGUUUUGAAUUUGAACUGAAUCAACCAGCUACAUCUUACUUGAGGGCUACACAUCCUGAACUAAUCAAACAAAUAAUUAAGAGGCAUUCCAAUCAUCUGCAGUAUGUAAGCUUCAAGGUGGACAGCAGCAAGGAAUCUGCAGAAGCAGCUUGUGAUAUUUUAUCACAGCUCGUGAAUUGCUCUCUGAAAACACUUGGGCUAAUUUCAACUGCCCGGCCAAGCUUCAUGGAUUUACCAAAGUCUCACUUUAUUUCUGCACUGACAGUGGUGUUUGUAAACUCCAAAUCCCUGUCUUCAUUGAAGAUCGAUGAUACACCAGUAGAUGAUCCGUCUCUCAAAGUACUAGUGGCUAACAACAGUGACACACUCAAACUGUUAAAAAUGAGCAGUUGUCCUCAUGUUUCUCCAGCUGGUAUCCUUUGUGUGGCUGACCAGUGUCACGGUUUACGUGAGUUGGCGCUAAACUACCAUCUGCUAAGUGAUGAGCUUCUGCUUGCGUUGUCUUCUGAAAAACAUGUCAGACUAGAACACUUGCGUAUUGAUGUCGUCAGUGAAAAUCCUGGACAGACUCAGUUCCACACAAUUCAAAAAAGCAGCUGGGACGCUUUCAUCAAGCAUUCUCCUAAAGUAAACUUAGUAAUGUACUUUUUCUUGUACGAAGAAGAGUUUGACCCAUUCUUUCGUUAUGAAAUACCUGUCACUCACCUUUACUUUGGAAGAUCGGUAAGCAAAGAUGUACUUGGCCGUGUUGGGAUGACGUGUCCUCGUUUAGUUGAACUCGUUGUAUGCGCCAAUGGAUUACGGCCACUGGAUGAGGAGCUGAUUCGUAUUGCAGAACGUUGCAAGUAUCUGUCAGCUGUUGGCCUAGGCGAGUGUGAAGUCUCUUGCAGUGCCUUUGUUGAGUUUGUCAAGAUGUGUGGUGGUCGUCUCUCUCAGCUUUCUAUUAUGGAGGAAGUCUUGAUUCCUGACCAGAAAUAUAGCUUAGAGCAGAUUCAUUGGGAAGUUUCAAAGCAUCUUGGUAGAGUCUGGUUCCCAGACAUGAUGCCCACGUGGUAAAGUUCUUAAAAGACUUCAGGGCAGAUGGAAUAGCACCUUAAACCCAAGCCUACCAUAUUGCAAUUUAUUAUAUGAGCUUACUUAAUACUAUAGUUUUUAUUGUAAGUCACUGCAUUGUUUGAUAGAAAAUUAAUUUCUCACUUAAAAAUUACUUCUGAAAUCCAGAUUUAAAGAUAGAAAUUGUACAUAGGUCCAAAACCCUUUUUUAUCUAAGGGAAGUGUUUUCUGUUUAGAUUUACUCUUUUCAUGGACAGUGACCACAAACUUCUAUAGAAAUAAAAAAAAAAAAAAUUACAAUAUU